Messenger RNA from Hyposmocoma kahamanoa, 2235 nucleotides. RefSeq names its product zonadhesin-like. The transcript is spliced from 13 exons. NCBI's taxonomy places the organism in Eukaryota, Metazoa, Arthropoda, Insecta, Lepidoptera, Cosmopterigidae. Bases 1 to 2235 code for a protein of 744 amino acids. The record is from RefSeq and is a predicted model, not a curated record.
AUGAUCAAAUUCAUACUGUUUGUAGCCCUAGUGGCCAAUGUUAUACUUAUAGCGUCUCCUACAACCACAGAUUGCGACGAUGAUCCGCGUCCACCACCACCUAUAAAAACUAAAGUUUGCCCUGAUAAUGAGGAAUGGAAUACUUGCGCAAACGGUGGUUGCUACAGCGCUCGAAACUGCUCACAGAUUGGAAACCCUGUCGUUUGCGUUGACCCCGUUGAAUGCAAAGGUGGAUGCUUAUGUAAAGAUAAAUUUUUGAGAAACGAUGAAACCGGAGUUUGCGUACCUACCGAUGAAUGCCCUAAUAACGGUUGUCAUCGAGAAAACGAAAUUUUCGACCUAUGUCCACCAACAUGUCCACCACAAAGUUGUGGAGUAAAUCAAUCGAUCAUUUGUUUUGUACCUAAUCCAGAACCGGGUUCUCCACGUUGCAAACCGUCUUGCAGAUGUAAAAGUGGUUAUCUCAGAAAUGAAAAAAAAGAAUGUGUACUCCCUGAACAAUGCGAUGCAAAGGAUAGAUGUACAGGACCAAAUGAACAUUACACCACGUGCUCUCCGUGUACCGCGGCUACCUGUGGCCAAAUUGGAAAGAAAUUCUCCUGUGUAGCUAUGUGCAGACCCGCCUGUCGCUGUAACGAUGGUUACUAUAGAAACCGCAACGGUGUUUGUGUCCUUGAGAAAGACUGCGAACCUGAGGAUAAAUGUGAUGGACCCAAUGAACAUUACACCAAAUGCUCACCAUGUACUCCUGCAACCUGCGACGAUAUUGGCAAGAACAUUACCUGCACAGCUGCAUGUGUACCCGCUUGUCGCUGUGAUAAAGGUUACUAUAGGAACAGCCAGGACACGUGUGUCCUUGAGAAAGACUGCCCUAAAGUUUGCCCUGAUAAUGAGGAAUGGAAUACUUGCGCAAACGGUGGUUGCUAUAGCGCUCGAAACUGCUCACAGAUUGGAAACCCUGUCGUUUGCGUUGACCCCGUUGAAUGCAAAGGUGGAUGCCUAUGUAAAGAUAAAUUUUUGAGAAACGAUGAAACCGGAGUUUGCAUACCAACCGAUGAAUGCCCUAGUAAAGAACCAAAGGAUAAAUGUACAGGACCGAAUGAAUAUUUCAACUCUUGCGCUUCUUCAUGUGAUCCGGUAUACUGCAACGAAAUUGGCAAGAAUGUCAUAUGCGCACAAGUGUGCAUACCAGCUUGUCGCUGUAAUAAAGGUUAUUAUAGGAACAGCAAGGGUGUUUGUAUCCUUGAGAAAGACUGCCCACCCACAUGCAGUGUUAAUGAAGAAUUUUCGAACUGUACUCAAGCCGUAUGUCGCAACCAAUAUUGCAGUCAGGUUGGUAAGCCCGUCGCAUGCCCAGGUGUAACCGCAGGUUCUUGCGAGACAGGAUGUGUAUGCAAAGAAGGCUACUAUCGUGACCAAAAAGGAAACUGUAUUCCCGAAAAGGAAUGCCCGAGUCAAUGCCCAGCGAACGAGAGAUACGUACAAUGCCCAAGUACCAUGUGUUUACCACAACGUUGUGAUCAACUUGGAUACCCAAUAGCUUGCCCAAGCCCAGGCCCUGACGGCCAGUGCCCCGGCAAACCAGGGUGCAUAUGCGAUGCAGGGUAUGUGAGGAACAAUGAAGGCAAAUGCGUGCCUCAGAAAGAAUGUCCAUCAUGUGGAGGUGAUCCUAAUGCAGAAUCAGGCUGCGGUAAUCAUUGUGGUAGACGAUGUUCCGAUUACAAGAAGAGUAAUGUAGCGUGCCCUCUUUUCUGCAUGCUCAAUGGAUGCAAUUGCAAGAAAGGUUACGUAUAUGAUGACAACAUACGCAAAUGCGUGCUUCCUGAAGAUUGCACUCCAGAUUGUCCUGCAAAUGAGGAAUGGAAUACUUGCGCAAAUGGUGGUUGCUACAGCGCCCGAAACUGCUCACAAAUUGGAAACCCAGUCGUUUGCGUUGACCCCCUUAAAUGCAAAGGUGGAUGCUUAUGUAAAGAUAAAUUUUUAAGAAACGAUGAAACCGGAGUUUGUGUACCUAUCGACAAAUGCCCUAAUAAUGAAUGUGGAAAAAACGAAGUCUACGACCGAUGUCCGCCAGUAUGUCCACCUCAAGAAUGUGGAGUAAAUCCAGCUACAAUUCGGUGUGCGUCUAACCCAAAACCGGGCUCUCCCGAAUGCAAACCAUCUUGUAGAUGUAAAGAUGGUUACGUAAGAAACGACAAAAGGGAAUGUGUACUUCCUGAACAAUGCCGUAUGUAG